GACUGUGCCACACCGGGUGGAGGCGAUAACGCCGGGGUUCGGGCUCGUUGCUGGGUGUAUGUGAGACGUUGUUGGCAGCUUCCACCACGUGAGAAGCCAUCAAAAUGUACGCCCAGCUGCGCACCGCCCACUACCGGGCCCCCCGCAGCCUCCGCCCCCAGCCCCAGCGAAGACUCCUCGCGACUCCCCCCCCGCCGCCUCCCCCCGCCUCUGGCCUCCCGCCGAACCCGCCUCCCCCCACCGGCGUCGUCCACCCGAGGCCGGCCGUCGCCCACGCCAAGCCGCCCGCCGUCCCCGGCUCGUCCACCGUGGCGAGGCCCCCUCCCGGCAGGCCCCGCCGCUUCCGCCGGGUGUUCGUCUACACCGCGCUCGGUGUCGCCGGCUUCUACGCGCUGUCCGGCUACGUCGGCACCAAGUCUGACGCGUACCGCGACCUCUUCACCCAGUACGUGCCGGGCGGCGAGGCGGUGGCGGACUAUGCAGACGACAACGACUGGGACAACGUGAGCGGGAAGGCCGUCCGGGCAUGGCAGUCCAUCACGGGCGCCAGGCCGGAGACCAGGACGGAAAAGGUCGAGCGGAAGAUUGGCGAGGUCAGGCAGGAGGCUGCCAAGGUCCCUGCGCAGGUAAAGGACAAGGCGGACGAGGCCAAGGACCACGUCGUCGGCAAGCACACGGCGUCUCAAAAGAUCCACGAAAGGGCCGAGGAGCUCAGGAAGGCUGUCGAGCAAAAGACCCACGAGGCCGAGGCCAGGCUGAAGGAGCUCACCGGCGAGGCCAAGCACAAGGUGCAGGAGGCAACCAAGGAUGCGCCAUUCAACUUUUCCGAGGGCGUGGAGGGUAUCGUCCGGGCAGCCGAGAGUGCUCUGCACAAGACGGAGCACAAGGCCGCUGAGGCUGCCGACAAGGUCAAGCCCGCCGAGGCGCGACCUUCAAGCCCCUUCCCCGACACCCAGCGACCCCGUGAGCUCAAGCCAGAGACGGUCACGCCUCAGGUCCCUUCCUACGAGGGCAAGAAGCUCUACACCGGUCCUCCUCUUCCGCUCGGCCACGAGCCCCCUCCCGGCUACUACCUCCCUCCUCCUCCGUCCACCAAGAAGGAGAAGGUCGAGGAAAAGGUCGAAGAGAUCAAGGAGAGGCUCCCCUUGCUUGUCCCCAAGGUCAAGGAGUUUGCUUCCGAGGAGCCCAUCAUCUCCCAGCUUGCUUCCACCAUUGACUCUCUGACGUCUUCCCUUUCCACCCCUUCCAAGGCCCUCUCUUCCGAUGCUACCGGUAUCCUGAACAAGGCCCAGGACGACCUGACUGCGCUCAACGCUAGGCUUCAGGAAGUCAAGAAGGCCGAAAAGGCAAAGCUUGAGCAGUCUAUCAGCGAGAAGAAGAAGGAGUUUGAGGCGCUUUUGAAGAGCAUGGAGGCUGAGAAGGCCAAGUCUGAGGAAGGAUUGAAACAGACUUGGCAGCACGAGAGACAGACUAUGGUUGAGGACUGGAGGAAGGAGCUGGAAGGCGAGUUGGAACAACAGAGGCAAAGUAUUGAACAGAGGCUCAGAGAAGAGGUCGUAUCCCAAGGUAUCGAGCUCCAGCGACGAUGGCUCCGUUCCAUCAAGACCCAAGUCGAGACUGAGCGUGGUGGCCGUCUCGCCAAGCUUGACAGCCUCACCACCUCGCUGAAACAGCUCGAGCGAAUCACCCUCGACAACUCUGCCACCCUUGACGACAAUGUCCGACUCCACAAGAUCUGGUCCGCCCUCCGAGCUGUGCAGUCCAAGGUCGACUCUGGUGAUCUUGCCUUUGACGACGAGCUCCGUGCUCUCAAGAGCCUCUCUACUCCCACAGCAAGCAGCGGUGAAGGCGUCGUCCGCUCCGCCCUUGAGCAGAUUGAAAAGUCUGGUAUCCCCCAAACAGGUGUCAAAUCCUUUGCCGCCCUCUCAUCAUGGUUCACCAACACUGUCGCUCCCCGAAUUCAAUCAUCCUCCCUCGUCCCCGCUCCUGAAGAAGCCACCGUCAUCUCCCAUCUUGCGUCCGCAGGUCUUUCCAAGAUCAUGUUCCGACCCCAAGCCGGACGAGUUCCCGGAGACAGCGUCGGUGCCGUCUUGGCUAGGGCCGAGUGGUGUCUUGCCGAAAAGGAUUUGGAUGGUGCCGCGCGAGAGAUUAACAGUCUGACAGGAUGGCCGGCCAAGUUGGCGAAUGACUGGUUGCAGCAGGCGAGGAGAAAACUCGAGGUUCAACAAGCGCUCGAGGUUGUGGCCACCGAGGCUACUUUGAGCUCUUUGCUCUUGGUCUAGUUAGGAAUAAUAAAAAAACGAAACUUACCAAUGGCAAAAGAUGCAUAAAUCAAGAUUAGAUU
This is a messenger RNA of Cryptococcus deneoformans JEC21, 2344 nucleotides long. RefSeq names its product mitochondrion protein, putative. Lineage: Eukaryota; Fungi; Basidiomycota; Tremellomycetes; Tremellales; Cryptococcaceae. The transcript is spliced from 4 exons. Bases 105 to 2282 code for a protein of 725 amino acids. The record is from RefSeq and is a predicted model, not a curated record. Gene Ontology annotation, cellular component: MICOS complex. Gene Ontology annotation, biological process: cristae formation.